GUAGAUCUUCUCUUUAACCGGUGAUGUCAUGCUGUCUCUACUGUCUCAACAUGGGUGUUCCUAACUUUGUAACCGGGGCAAAGAACUAGUGAAUUUCAAUUGGUUGAGAGAUUUUCCCUCUCUGCUGUGAGUGGUUGUUUUGGGCGUUCUAGGGAUUCCCUUUCGAACAGAUCGUUUAAGACCUCUUCGUCAAACUGAUGCAGGGCACACCACGGACCUGCUGGUUUCUGCAGACUCACGGAGCGGAGGUGAAACUUUUUGCGCGCUCUCAACAUCACGGGGAAACUCCUCACCACAGCCUUUACACAUCUUUGUAAGAACAAAUGGACUUGACCUCGACAAUGGAGAAGAUGUCAGUGGGGCACCCUCCAGAGGGGCGGGGCGCACCGUGUCAGACAUGUAAAGAUAUCUGCUCUGGAUUCAAGCCACAUUCCUGGAGGAAGGCGUGCGUGGCGUGCCACUGCAGCCUAGAAGACCACGCCCCCAGCUCUGACCUUGAGGACGAUCACCGGAUGGGCCGCCUGCUGGCGGACUCCAAGUACGCCCACCUGACAGCCAAGGUCAAAGGUGGCGCCGGCCUCCGAGUCUACAAACGCAACCGCAUGAUCAUCACCAACCCUGUGGUCUCCCGCAAGGACCCCACCUUCAACACCAUCACCUAUGACUGGGCACCGCCCGGCCUGACUCAGAAACUGGCCAUGCAGUACAUGGAGCUCCUCCCAGAGGAGAAGCGCCCGGUGGCGGGUACGGAGGGAGCGCUGUACCGCCGCAGGCAGCUGCUGAGACAGCUACCAGUCUACGACCAGGACCCGGCCGCCUGCCAGGGCCUGUCUGAGCAGGGGGCGAGGGACAUGGCCGCCUUCGUCAGGAGCUACAAGGACGUGGCUCUGGGGGUGGGGGAGGUGGCUCUGCCCGGAGAGGGAGGGGCCAGCAGGGAGGGGGGAGGAGCCGGGAGGGAGGGGGGAGGAGCCGGGAGGGAGGGGGCGACCAAGCAGAAGAACGGCAAGGGCAGUCAGGAUCAUCCAGACCCCCCGAGCUCCACCAUCUCCAACGGCAUCGAGAACAGCUGCAAGAAGAUUGAAUAUUUUUGCAGCGGCUGUGGGGUGUAGCGUCCAGCGACAACCCGGUGGUGUAUGCCGAGCAGGCAGGCUACGAGCGGCAGUGGCACCCCACCUGCUUCAGGUGCUCCCAGUGUGGCGAGGCCCUGGUGGACCUGGUCUACUUCUGGAAAU
This is a messenger RNA of Osmerus eperlanus (European smelt), 1232 nucleotides long. RefSeq names its product LIM and cysteine-rich domains 1 (gene lmcd1). Gene Ontology annotation, molecular function: zinc ion binding. The record is from RefSeq and is a predicted model, not a curated record. Bases 324 to 1109 code for a protein of 261 amino acids. Lineage: Eukaryota; Metazoa; Chordata; Actinopteri; Osmeriformes; Osmeridae. The transcript is spliced from 5 exons.